Molecule: messenger RNA, 3091 nt
Organism: Exaiptasia diaphana
Lineage: Eukaryota; Metazoa; Cnidaria; Anthozoa; Actiniaria; Aiptasiidae
Product: solute carrier family 2, facilitated glucose transporter member 8
Exons: 4
Coding region: 93-1622 (509 amino acids)
Biological process (GO): transmembrane transport; carbohydrate transport
Cellular component (GO): membrane
Molecular function (GO): sugar transmembrane transporter activity
Source: RefSeq, a predicted model, not a curated record
UAAUCUUGUGAUAGACGGAUCUCGUGACAGUCAGGUCAGGUUGGCGGUCAUCAUUCAAGUCCGAAGUAUAAGACUAUAGCUCUUCAGCCACGAUGGAUGACGAUAUUUCAGGCUCAUCUAGUAGAUCUGUUAAUGACARUGAUCAUCUUCAGGAAAGCUCGCCUUUAGUACAAGCAAGCAGUGGAAUGGCCGACACUCGCGACAGAAACGGUCGUGUUGGUCGAAUGGUUCUGGCAACAUUUGUUGCUGCCAUUGGUCCUCUAAGCUUUGGCUUUGCUAUGGGAUAUUCUUCUCCRGCUUUGUUGGACUUACAGGCAGAAUCUGACAAAGCUGUUCGAUUUUCUGAAGWUCAAAGCUCUUGGUUUGGGGCUAUUGUUAAUAUUGGGGCAAUAUUAGGAGGAGCUCUUGGGGGAUGGCUGAUAGAGUACAUUGGUAGAAAAAGUGGUAUCAUGUCAUGUGGUGUACCAUUUGAAAUAGGAUGGUUGCUAAUCACUUAUGCCAAAAAUCACUUCAUGCUAUACUUUGGUAGAGUGAUAUGUGGGGUUGCAGUUGGAAUGAUAUCCUUGAUGGUCCCUGUUUACAUUGCUGAAAUAUCAAGUCCAAAGCUACGUGGUGCAUUGGGAAGUGUCAACCAGCUUGCUGUUACAUUAGGUCUUAUUUUGUCCUACUCCUUUGGAGUUGUAUUGGAAUGGAGAUGGCUUGCCUUUCUUGGUGCUGUGUUUCCUGCUCUUCUGGUCCUGCUCAUGUUUUUUAUGCCAGAAUCUCCUGUAUGGUCUUUGACACACCACAAGAGGAAUGAUGCAAUUAAUGCUUUAAAAUGGUUGAAAGGGCCAGAAAUUGAUGUUGAUGAUGAAUGUCACGCUAUUGAAUCAACAUUAGGUGACAAUCAGAAAAUUACCCCUUCAGAGUUCUGCAAGCCUGCGGUCCUCAAGCCACUUCUUAUUAGCCUAAUGGCGAUGUUSUUCCAGCAGUUUUGCGGUGUCAAUGCCGUUCUUUUUAACUGUGCUUCUAUAUUUAAAGAAGCUGGGUUCGAAAAUGCUAAAGCUGUCACUAUCAUUGUCGCCUGUGUCCAGUUCUUUGGUACCGCAUGCGCAUGCUUGAUAAUAGACAGAGUGGGUCGCAAGAUUUUGUUAUGGACUGCUGGUCUUGGAAUGGCAAUAAGUCUUAUUGCGUUAGCUGUCUAUUUUGAGAUUUAUAUUCCCAAGGACGGCUCAGCAACAGAAGGAAUAAUACACAGCGGUAUUCACCACAGCGUUGCCUCAUCCAAGAUAUCAUGGCUUGCUAUUUUAAGUUUGGUGCUGUUUAACUUAGCUUUUGCUCUAGCUUGGGGACCCAUACCAUGGCUGUUGAUGUCCGAACUGUUUCCUCUCAAAGCACGAGGCAUUGCAGGAAGCAUUGCAACUUUGUCAAACUGGACAAUGUCGUUUACUGUUACUAAGACUUUCGUUGAUCUUCAAAAAAGUUUCACUCCUCCUGGAACGUACUUGUUUUAUGGUUGUGUGUCGUUUGCAGCAUUUCUUUAUGUGWUAUUCUUCUUGCCUGAAACCAAAGGGAAAAGCUUGGAGGAAAUCGAACUGAUUUUUGAUAAAAAUCGUAGAAGCACUUACCAGCCAAUCGAAUAAUCGUCAGGCUAUCACGGSUCGUGAUCCGGAAAGCAGGGUAUUUGGCAGAGAUUUCAAAAUUGAAUACAAACCUUGAGAUAUGACAGUUUUUUGCCUGUUUGGUGACAUUGUCCGUACAUCUAGACUAGUUAUAGAUCUAUUCUUGUUUAAACAAACUUUGCCGUAAUAUAAGUUUCAGGUUACAGUAAAAAAAUCUUGCAAUUUAAGUAGAGUACAAACAUUAAAUGUAUGCAAUUAAACGCUAAUUAAACAAUAGAAUUAGCAUAAUUUAGCAGUAUUUASUGGUAUUUAUGUUGCACAGUUUUAGUGUUUGUACUCUAGGGAUCAUUGCAAAAAAAAUACGCUAAAAUAGUAUGCACUUAGRAGGGCGGAUCCAGGGGGGAUCAAAGAGGUACUGUAGGGGUGCUGAGCAGAAAAGUUAACUGUUUUUUUAUUAUUAUCAUUAUUACUUCUCAAGUAAAGCCAAUUUAACACUCCAGAACCAUUUAGCACACSYUCAAAAUUUCAGCUGGAUCUGCUCCCGACUUAUUUUACUUAUGAGAAAUGUGUGACCCAGUCUCUCAAGUAUUGGCUGCCAAAAUGACGCGACUCGAACGAAAUACCUCAUUGUCGCGUCUUCACUGCAUAUUACGUCCGACUACUAACGGUAAUUUUAGCUCAAUGCCCACGUAGCAGUUAGGGCUCGAAAGACUGGAGCCAUGAGAUUGACCAACGAAAAGCAGCAUGAGCCAAUCAAAAGCAGCCUAUAACUAGGGUGUGUCGCAGGUUAGUUUUGUCGCGUGAUUUGAAAAUGCCUUUAAAAAAAUAAUUGAAUUACAUAGUAGUCGAUGUAAAUUCCAUAAUAGUCUUCUUCACGGCUCCCGGCGCAAAUUUGAAAGGUAGCCGUGCCUUUGCAUCGAAGCGAGACGACCUUUGAGCGUGCAAAGACGGAAACCUUUUACACCUACGGACAGGUUUCUAACAUUGCACACGCUCAACGGUUGUCUCGAUCGAUGUAAAGGCAAGGCUACCUUUCCAUCCUUAAUUUUGUGAAAAUACAACUGUCCCCAGUCCAUCGUUUCUCUACGCUGAAUGACGAUUAUAAGUUCAAAUAUCACUAAUUUCCGAAACGUCGAGAAAGUGGCCUGCGCGGAGGAUCACUAUCAGUCCAUAGUGCCAGCCGCAUCAGAAAAUUUUGUUGUUGAAUAAUAAAAACAAUACAGCAGUUGAAAACUCGGGCAUUUUGCUGUGGUAGUUAACUUUGGAAAGUGGAUGGUCCUUGAAUACUUUAUAGUUGCCUUCGAAUUGCGAAUUAUUUGUUUUUUGGAACAUCCAGUCUCCGCGGAGCAACUAUCACAGCAUAAUUCCCUAGAUUCAUCUACUCUAUUGUUUAAAAUAUAGUUUUAGAUUGUAUUAGAGAUGUUGUUACUUUCAUUCAAACACAUGUAUAUUACAUAUGAAGAAUGUUAAACAAUUAUUUACUGAACGAA